Messenger RNA from Ordospora colligata OC4, 846 nucleotides. RefSeq lists its product as uncharacterized. The coding region runs from base 1 to 846 and encodes 281 amino acids. Lineage: Eukaryota; Fungi; Microsporidia; Ordosporidae. The transcript has a single exon. The record is from RefSeq and is a predicted model, not a curated record.
AUGCAUGAACGAGAUGUGAUUGCAAAAAUAGAAAAAAUAUUUGAGAUUGAGGAUCCAAGUGUGGUUGCUGGAAGUACAAAAGAUGCCAUUAGCGAGAUACUCGAAGGAGCGGUAUUCCCAAUAUCUCAUCCAUUCUAUACCGACUUCAUCCUGUUUAGUCUUGACGUGCUUUACCCAGAUGUUGAGGAUGCAUUGAGACUUUUGAAAAACUCUGGAUUUACUAAGGAGCAGUUUGAGGCAUCUGGACUGCGUAAGGCUAUUGAACGUGCUGCACAGGUAAAUGGGGCAUGCGUGGAAGAGGUGUUGAAGAUGUACGAUGACUCCAUGCCUAAGAGGCGAAAGAAGGUAUCAUGGGAUGCAAACCUGAUUACAAUUAAAGAGAUUGAACGGACUGUCAUGGAGUCUGAUGUGCAAGAUGUAGUAGAAACACUGCGUAGAGAUCCAAGAUCAUCUAAAAGAAAUGCAAAUGUACAUGGCAGCCCGAAACACACAAAUAUACAGGAAAGACAAGAGCUGAAAUGGAUAAAGCCAAUCAAAAUUGAUACUGAAAAGAUAUUACAGAAGUCAUCAGGAAUGAUUGAGGAGGAAAUAAGAGAAUCAAGUACAAUAAUGAUGCAGAAUACAGAAGAGCAUAGGAAAUUCACACCUGUGAAUUGCACCACAUCCACCUAUUCAAUUACUGAAGAAAACGAAACAAAAAUAAUUCCAGUCAUUACAUUUGCAAAAGGAAAGGCAUUCUUUGAUUUCAAGAAGAUAGUUGAGGAAAGACAUAUAAACAAGGAUGUAAUCAAUCAAAUUCUAGAUGAUGCAGAUGUCAUUUCUGCAAUUAUCCUGGCAAAGACAUGA